This is a messenger RNA of Papaver somniferum (opium poppy), 1158 nucleotides long. RefSeq lists its product as uncharacterized. The transcript is spliced from 3 exons. NCBI's taxonomy places the organism in Eukaryota, Viridiplantae, Streptophyta, Magnoliopsida, Ranunculales, Papaveraceae. The record is from RefSeq and is a predicted model, not a curated record. The coding region runs from base 1 to 1158 and encodes 385 amino acids.
AUGAGGGAUUUGACAGGUAGAGACUUACAUAGGUCUACAAAGAAUAGGUUUGCAACUCAAUAUUACACACUAGAAAGUAUUCAAAAGUAUAAAACUCCUUUACAAAUGAUGUUUGUGAAUGAUAGAUGGGCAAAAACUAGAUUUUCAAAAGAAAAUGUUGGAAUUAAUGCACUUAAAAUUGUCACAAGUAGUACAUUUUCGGAAGAUGUUGAUUACUCUUGUAGAGUGCUGAAGCCUUUAGUUAAGGUUGUAAGGUUAGUGGAUAUUGAGCGCAAACCUACAAUGCCUUCUUUUUAUGAUGCAAUGAGAAUAGCAAGGGAUCAACUAGAGGAGAAUUUCAGAGAAGAUGAUGAUACUUGGGCUGUAAUUAAGGCUUGCUUUGAGAAAAGAUGGAAGAAUAACUUUAACCAUGCUUUACAUUGUGCGGCCUACUAUUUGAAUCCUUCCAUAUUCUACAAUAUUGAACCUUAUGAAAUGGACAAUAAUGAGAAGUACAUAGAAAUCAAAAGGGGGCUUCAUAAAGAAAUGGAAAGGCUUAUACCCAAUGAAGAUGAACUUGAGCUAGCUACAGGUGAAUUGAUAAAGUAUACUGAUGUUGUUGGGGUCUUGGGAACUCCACCUUGCAAAAAAAGAAGAACCAUGGAUCAACCUCAUGAGUGGUGGAUUACUUUUGGAGGAAUCGACUCGCCAAACCUACAAAAAUUUACAAUCAGAGUAUUGAGUCUUACUUGGUCUGCUUCCCCAUGUGAGCGAAACUGGAGCACAUUUCAAAAUUACAAUAAGAAAUUGAAGCGUCAUUACAUAGAAAUCCAAAAAUAUAACGAUGAUGAUAAAGCUUAUGAUCCUAUUUUCCUGGAGGACCGUGAUGAAAAUGAUGAAUGGUUGGCUUUAGAAAAUUUGCAUGACUUGGAGAUGGAAGGUGAUAAUGUAACUUUUGGUGAUUUGCAAGAAACAGUUGGUGAAGAAUGUGGGAUAGUUGGUAGUAGAGGUGCCUGUAGUUCUCGAGGCAAGUCUAUGUUUCCAACUAACUCGGAAUACGAUGGAUAUGAUACUGAUGAUUUGAUGUUGGACACCGAAAGAGGGCUACUCGGUGGUGACGGGAACGAUGGAGUUACUCCAGAUGAUGAUAUCUAUGCUGAUUCAUCCUAUAUUGAUUAG